AUGUCUUACCAUGGACCGCUUUUUACAUGGUGUAACAGACGGGAUGCGGGUCUAAUUUCGAAGAAACUUGAUCGAGUUUUAAAGAAUAUCAGAUGGGAUCAGGCUUUUCCGGUGCCAUACAGUGUAUUUGAGGCUGGUGGAUGCUCAGACCAUUUGCAGUGUAGAGUUCGGCUGGAGGCAGAACAGGAAAAAGGGAAAAAGCCGUUCAAGUUUAUCAAUGCUGUUACUGAGUUAGCUGAGUUUUUACCGAUGAUGGAAACUUUCUGCGGUAACACUCAACCUAUUUACUCUUCUACCUCCUCCAUGUUCCGGUUAGCAAAGAAACUUAAGGCUCUUAAACCUUCAAUUCGAUCUUUGGCAAAGAAUAUAUUGGGUAAUCUUUCAAAGAAAGCUAAGGAGGCAUACGAGAUCUUAUGUGAGAAGCAGUCGGUUAAUGCUCUAAAUCCCUCUUUACAGAAUGUGGAAGAGGAAAUAUCUGCUUACAGGCGGUGGGAUUCUAUUUCUAAGCUGGAGAAAAAAUUUCUAAAGCAGAGAUCAAAGGUUCAUUGGUUGCAGAUUCGUGAUGGGAACAAUAAGACGUUUCAUAAAGCUGUUGUUUCUAGGGAGGCCACAAACUCAAUACGUGAAAUCAAAAGAAGAGAUGGAAUGGUGGUAACAUCGGCUGAUGAAAUAAAAGCAGAGGCUGCGGGUUUCUUUUCUAAACUUCUGGACACAGAAGCGAGUGCUCAGCGUAUCGGCUAUCACCCGAAAUGUCAAAACCUGGGCCUUACCCACCUUAGUUUUGCUGAUGACAUUAUGGUCCUCUCUGAUGGCAAAGUGAGAUCGGUCGAAGGUAUUGUAAAGGUUUCUAAUGAUUUUGUGAGGAUCUCAGGCCUGAAGAUAAGUAUGGAGAAGUCUACGAUUUAUCUCGCAGGGGUUACAGACUUGGUGAGGACCGAACUUGAUGAGAGAUUUCACUUUCAGACAGGACACCUACCUGUGCGAUAUCUGGGUUUGCCACAUCUUACGAAGCAAAUGCGGAAGCAAGACUAUCUGCCUCUACUUGAGAAAUGCCGCAAGCGAAUUCGCUCAUGGAGUGUUCGAUCAUUGUCUAUUGCAGGAUGGCUGCAACUCAUUCGCUCUGUUUUACAUAGUAUCAUGAACUUUUGGAUGGCAGGAUUUUGA
This is a messenger RNA of Eutrema salsugineum, 1164 nucleotides long. RefSeq lists its product as uncharacterized. The record is from RefSeq and is a predicted model, not a curated record. Bases 1 to 1164 code for a protein of 387 amino acids. NCBI's taxonomy places the organism in Eukaryota, Viridiplantae, Streptophyta, Magnoliopsida, Brassicales, Brassicaceae. The transcript has a single exon.